GGGUGCAAAAUUAAGGCCUUACGUGCUAAAACAAAUACAUAUAUUAAAACUCCAGUUCGCGGAGAACAACCUGUAUUUGUAGUCACUGGACGACGGGAAGAUGUUGUAGCUGCCAAACGAGAGAUUCAGUCCGCUGCUGAACACUUUUCGCAAAUACGUGCAGCUCGUAAAGCUAAUGCUGCAACUGGUAACGUAGUAACCAGUAGUAUAGGAAACACAAGCCAUGGACCUCCAUCACCUAAUGCUCCUGGCCAUGUAACAAUUAAAGUUCGUGUACCUUAUCGUGUGGUUGGUUUAGUUGUUGGGCCAAAAGGUGCAACUAUUAAGAGAAUUCAACAACAAACUAAUACUUACAUUGUAACUCCAUCAAGAGAUAAAGAACCAAUCUUUGAAGUAACUGGUUUACAAGAUAACGUGGAAAGAGCAAGAGAAGAGAUCGAAGGUCAUAUAGCUACAAGAACUGGAGGGACUGUUGACACUAACGGUGAUGACUCUGAUUAUCAAUCGAGU
Messenger RNA from Trichoplax adhaerens, 510 nucleotides. RefSeq lists its product as uncharacterized. The record is from RefSeq and is a predicted model, not a curated record. The transcript has a single exon. The annotation marks the transcript as partial. NCBI's taxonomy places the organism in Eukaryota, Metazoa, Placozoa, Uniplacotomia, Trichoplacea, Trichoplacidae. Gene Ontology annotation, molecular function: RNA binding.